Messenger RNA from Ctenocephalides felis (cat flea), 552 nucleotides. RefSeq lists its product as uncharacterized. The record is from RefSeq and is a predicted model, not a curated record. Gene Ontology annotation, biological process: peptidyl-tyrosine phosphorylation; hemopoiesis; cytokine-mediated signaling pathway. The coding region runs from base 1 to 552 and encodes 183 amino acids. The transcript is spliced from 4 exons. Gene Ontology annotation, molecular function: cytokine receptor binding; non-membrane spanning protein tyrosine kinase activity. NCBI's taxonomy places the organism in Eukaryota, Metazoa, Arthropoda, Insecta, Siphonaptera, Pulicidae. Gene Ontology annotation, cellular component: cytoskeleton; cytosol.
AUGGCUAAAAUCAAAGCUCAAUUUUCCACCAUCAUCAAAUGCAUAUUUGGUCUACGCUUAUUUGACAAUGUGGGAAAACGAAAAGUUUGGCUAGCCCCAAGUUCCAAGAUAGACAAAAAUGAAAAAUAUGAGCUUCGAAUUAGAUUUAAGGUUUCCAGUUUAUCUCGCCUAUUCAAUAUUGAUCAAAACGUUUAUGAUUAUUUCUUUCAUCAAGCUCGAAGAGAUAUAUUGAGUAAUGAUGUUGCUGAAAUUAAUUACACAGAACAAAAAGGCGAAUUACUUGGCCUUAGUGUAACUGAUAUGUGUCGAGAAAUGAUUGAACAUAAUUUGUCAGCAGAAGAAAUAAAAAGAAAUUUUAAAAAAUACAUCCCACGUGAAAUAGUAUAUGAAAAAGAAUAUUUAAAACAGCUAGAUAAAAUGGCACCGAACUAUUUAUCAGAAGAAUAUGUAGCUACUGCAGAUACUGGUGAAGCAGUUUUUUUAAGACUAUCUCCGUAUCAUUUGGAGUUUCCUGGACUCCAAUUUCAUACACAUCUGGAAAGAUGUAAUUAG